CGCUAUCAGCAGGUCAGGAAAGAAAGAUGGCGGCGGAGGAGAGCAGGUUGAAGCAGCGGAAUCACAAAAACAGCAUCUUUAAAGAAGGUGGCCACGGGUUGAAAUCUGACACGUCCCCGAUGAGGCGCCAGGAGGAGGAGGAAGACGACCUGCUGGAGGAGGAAGUGGGCGUGGCCAGGCCUGUGCAGAUCGUGGUGGCGGACGAGGAGGAGCACUCGUUCUCGCUGCAGGAGGAGGCGCUGGAGCGGCUGCUGCUGCAGGAGGAGGUGCGGGACCUCCACGUGGUCGUCGUCUCCGUGGCCGGGGCUUUCCGGAAGGGCAAGUCGUUCCUGCUGGACUUCAUGCUGCGCUUCAUGUACAAACAGGCGUCUGGUUCGUGGGUCGGCAGCGAGGAGGAGCCUCUCACCGGCUUCAACUGGCGGGGCGGCUGCGAGCGUGAGACCACGGGCAUCCUGGCCUGGAGCGAGGUGUUCGUGGUGGAGAAACCAGACGGCCGCAAGGUUGCAGUUCUUCUAAUGGACACACAGGGGGCGUUUGACAGCCAGUCGACCAUCAAAGACUGUGCCACGCUGUUCGCCCUGAGCACCAUGACCAGCUCAGUCCAGGUGUACAACCUGUCCCAGAACGUCCAGGAGGACGACCUCCAGCACCUGCAGCUGUUCACGGAGUACGGGCGGCUGGCCAUGGAGGAGGUCUACGAGAAACCCUUUCAGACUCUGAUGUUCCUGAUCAGAGACUGGAGUUACCCCUACGAGCACCCGUACGGUCUGGAGGGAGGGCGGAGCUUCCUGGAGAAACGGCUGCAGGUGAAGCAGAACCAACACGAGGAGCUGCAGAACGUCAGGAAACACAUCCACUCCUGCUUCUCCAACAUCGGCUGCUUCCUGCUGCCUCACCCCGGCCUCAAGGUGGCCACCAACCCUCACUUCGACGGCCGGCUCCGAGAUAUCGAUGAGGAUUUUAAGAAGGAGCUGGUGAACCUCGUCCCGACGCUGCUCUCCCCAGAGAACCUGGUGGAAAAAGAGAUCGGCGGAGUCAAAAUCACCUGCAGAGACCUGCUGCACUACUUCAAGGCUUACAUGAAGAUCUACCAGGGAGAAGAGCUUCCUCACCCCAAGUCCAUGCUGCAGGCAACAGCUGAAGCCAACAACCUUGCAGCUGUAGCAGGAGCCAAAGACUUGUACAACAAAAGCAUGGAGCAGGUCUGCGGCGGCGACAAACCCUACAUUUCCCCGACGGAGCUGGAGCGGCGCCACGCGGAGCUGCGGCAGGCGUCGGUGAAGCAGUUCCGCUCCGUCAAGAAGAUGGGCGGCGAGGAUUUCUGCCGGCGCUACCAGGAGCAGCUGGAGGCGGAGCUCGACGAGGCCUACGCCAACUUCGGCAAGCACAACGACGGCAAGAACAUCUUCUACGCCGCGCGGACGCCCGCCACGCUGUUCGCGGUCAUGUUCGUCAUGUACGUGGUGUCGCUGGUCACGGGCUUCGUGGGCAUCAACUCCGUGGCCACGCUGUGUAACCUGGUGAUGGGCGUGGCUCUGACGGCGCUCUGCAUCUGGGCUUACGCCAAAUACUCCGGGGAGUUCCGCGAGGUCGGAGGAGUCAUCGACCAGGUGGCCGAAACCCUCUGGGAACAGAUCUUCUCCAAACUCUUCGAAGUGGCUCGGAGUCGAAUCCCGUUGGGAAGCCUGAUCCCAGCGCCGCGGCCCCGGCUCGCCUCAAACAACAACGUGAAGAAGAAAAACUAGCGGCACGUCACUCUUACCCCCCCCCCCCCCCCCCCCCCCCCCCCCCUCCUCCUCCCACCACCACCUCCUCCCUCUGCGGCGUUUGGAAACGGCGUUUUUAGGACGGUUUGAUGGUGUAAAUCACUUUCUGUUCUGACUGUAGAAGGUUACCUCGCCGUGCCGGCUGUAGACCCGGAUGAAGCAGUGAUGUAUUUUAUUAGUUGUCAGCGGGCGGGGUUACGGUAUUUAUUGGUGGGCGGGGCCAUUAGUCUAUCACUCGAGUGUCGUCACAGGUGUGCGUUCACCUGCCGGCUGACGGCGACGACUCGACAUUAUUGAUUCCCGUUUUAUGUGAAUGUAUGAAUGAAGAGCAUGACCACAGACCCUCCUCACGGCUCUCCUCCUCCUCCCGUCGACUCCGUCACGAGGAGGAGGAGGAGGCGGAGUCACAACCAAAGUUUACAGCUUUACCUGACUGAGGCGCUCAGACCGAGCGGACUGACAAACGGGCACGACGCCGUUGGGAGCGAACGGUUUCAGGGACUUUUCACGGUUACCCAGAAUCACAAACGCAUGGACGGCCUGCGAACGGGUUAGCUUAGCUUCAAGCCUGCCGGGCUGUCGGAGGCACAAAUCUGAAAAACAAACGCACGGGCAUUUAGAUUCCUUCUGGAACACGUCUGCGUUUAAAGAUUUUUAGAAUAUUUACCACAGCGAGUCUGUGGAAAUGUCUGACCAAGAUUAUUAUUUUUUUUUUUUUUAUUCUGUGCAAAAAGUAAACGUGUGAGAUCAUAAAAACUCCCUGCUGCUGGAUAUCACGCUAAAAUGAACGUUUACUUCCCCUCCUCCAAAGAGACGUCUGUGUGACCAAAUCAGAGUUGUUAGCUUAGCAUUACUUGGUUUUCAUGAGCAGUUAACAAUGUUGUUUUUAUUAUUUUAAAAACAGGAGUUUUUAAAUAAAACACAAUAAACAAACAUCAGGGAUGUAAAGAAACGAGACGGUUCCUGAUGACGCUGAUCCAGCAGAGAUAACCUGAGCUGCAAUCAGUCAGUAACAAAUAAAAAGACAGGAAUCACGUGUUUUUUAAAAGUUGUUAUCUCCGUGUUGCCGCUCCUAACGAGGCGUCCAUGCGUUUGUCUCGACUCGGGGGGCGGAAAUAGAGCUGAAAGUAAAAUAAACUGAAUUUCCUCCAAACCAGUCGAAGCUAAGAGCGUCUGUAGUCUGUGAUUUUUAGACCACUUAAUAAUUUAAUUUUAUCUUUAUUAUCCGUAAUGAUGUGAUCAUGACUUUCAGUAUUGCCCCUCUUCUUCAGACCGACCUCGUUUAAAGUCCAGAGCUGGAACCCCGGGGGGGGCGACGAGGAACCAGCUCUGUACUGAACGCACAAACGUGAGGCUUGAUUUUUAAAGUUAAAUGCUCCUCAAGUCUUUAAUUUAAUCCGGGGAUUAUUAUUUUGGGACGGUGAUGAUCUUCAGUCCUCUUGAUCUGACUGCCAAGAGAAGCUUUCAAUGUUUAGUCCAGCUGAGACCUGUAGAUAGUAUUUAAAUCUGUUAUUUAUCUCGAGUGUUUCUGUCACCUCCUCCCCCUCCUGAAGGAACAAUCCUCCUCCCUGUUUUUUAAAAAGCACCACAAGCCGUUUAGUGAAACACUAAAAAUCCUCCACGUAAGACGAAGACGGUGUUUCUGUUUUAAAGCCAAACUUCUGAUGACUGAAGGGUUCAUUCCAUCACGUUUCCUAUUUAUUUUAAUUGUCAUUCCAUCCACACCACAUCUUCACCACCACCGUGUGCUUUUUGUUUUUGUACAGUUUAGUUUUUUACAGCCUCCUCCACACACCGGGCAUGUGAACCAACUCUAUACAUAUAUAAAUAUACAUUUUUCUAGACCUUUUUGUAGCUGGGAGAACAAACGGUUCGGGGCGGUUAGACCAGAUUCAGCUCACUGGAUGUGAAGGAAUGCUUUCGUGAUUUGUGGAUAUGUCUAAUAAAUUCCUUUUUUUUAUAUAUAUAUUUGUAAAUUUAAUCUUACAUGAGCACUGCGAUUCCCCCUCCCUGCUCUGCUGGCGAAGAAUGUUUAUAAUGUUUUUCUUUUCUUGGUCUUUUUGUUGCAUUUCAAAGUUAUUUUCGUUAAUUUAUUUUUCAGUACAAUAUUAAACCAAACUCCUACAACACA
Messenger RNA from Micropterus salmoides (largemouth bass), 3897 nucleotides. RefSeq names its product atlastin-2-like. Gene Ontology annotation, biological process: protein homooligomerization; endoplasmic reticulum organization. The record is from RefSeq and is a predicted model, not a curated record. NCBI's taxonomy places the organism in Eukaryota, Metazoa, Chordata, Actinopteri, Centrarchiformes, Centrarchidae. The coding region runs from base 27 to 1745 and encodes 572 amino acids. The transcript is spliced from 13 exons. Gene Ontology annotation, molecular function: GTPase activity; GTP binding.